Molecule: messenger RNA, 1684 nt
Organism: Neurospora hispaniola
Lineage: Eukaryota; Fungi; Ascomycota; Sordariomycetes; Sordariales; Sordariaceae
Exons: 2
Coding region: 122-1408 (428 amino acids)
Source: RefSeq, a predicted model, not a curated record
UCGCUGCCCAAGUCCUCGCGUCCUGCCAGAGUUUCGUCUUUUCGACAGUCGACAUCCUCAGUCAUCCACUUCACAAAUUCCAGUCUCAUGGGAAGUACUGAACUUCGAGUCAAUUCUCAACAUGUCGAGCGCGCCAGUUCCGAAUCCAGAGGCCCAUGAGCCGAAUACGAAGAAGAAAUUGCAAUCCUCGAUUCAAUAUGCCACGGAUCAGAAGUCCGAAGGUCUUGCUGGACUUAUCAUGUGGCUACCAAGCAAUGUAAAAGGCCUUCCUCAAGGGUACGCGUCCUACGACCAUCCGGUUGUUAUAUUAUCACCGAGCAUCUCUAUGAGCAACAAAGUCGAGAUAGUAGGGAUGACGAGUUUCGGUGGUAGGGACAUUACACAAAGAUUCAAAACCUCCCGCAAAGGGAUGAAGAACAGGGCCAAAUAUCUUCCCAUCGAGCCUACACCCCCUCACCCGGACACGCCAGAGAAGAAUGUAAUGCUCAAGGUCUUGCCUUACAACCCAAAGACCUAUUCUUACGUGGACGGUUCGGUGGAAUCUAGAAGAUCCGUUCUCUUCUCGGUACUUGAGGAAUACCUCCCCAACGGCAGCGACUGCAUGUACGUCGUUCAAAGUCCAAGGUUCCACCUCGACAAAGACUCGUACCAAAAGCUGGCUGCGUUUGUCGGCUUCUCAACUGUUGCGCUUUGUCACGUUCCUGUAGACCCGGAGGUAGAGCGAGAGCAUCUUACGGAGCAACUCGCUGUCAAGAAUGAGCCUCAGAGUCCAUGCAUGCUCCUUCCAUUUCACAAUGGCAAUAUACCGCUGCCCGCUAAGAACCAGCAAGCGCAGUCGAGACAUGCAACAACACAAACAUCAGAAGCAACCGAGCCUCCAUUUCCCACGCACAGUCACAUGCAGCCCAUGUCUCCUACUCCUUCCGAUUUUCUGGAUGCGGAGCAAGCCUCUUUUCUCACGGAACACCUCAAGCGCAAAUGGGCAUGCGAUAACGGCGCCCGUCACGUCUACGGUCUUGGAGGUCCGCUCAACUUGCCUAAAUUUGGAAGGAAUAUCAUCAGGGUAGCCAUAGCCUGCGUUGCGAUGCUAACCGCUGGAGGAGCUUUCAGUAUGAGCACAGUUGGGAGGGAAGUGGUCGAGGAGCUUGAGGCGGGCGUCCAAGAAGUGAUGUUCGUGGCUGCCUGGAAGAACCUCCAGAUCGUGGUUGCGGCGAAGGACGCUCUUGCUAAAAUGGCAUGGGCGGUGGCCAGACACUUUAAAAGAAAGUGGGGGCAUUAUGCCAUAGCAAGCCUGAGUGCCUGUGUUCUUCACGCGUAUUAUGAGCGGUAUCCGGGAGGGAGGGGGUCCAAGUGGGAUCAGAUCUUGAUGCUGGCGUGGGAUGUAGCUUGUCUCCGGAUUAUAGAGUGAGAUUGGAACGCGUUGAGGCUCAUUCAAGGCGGACGACACGCCCCUGGGCAGGGAUUUUUUCUCGCUUGUGUAAAGCGUGCAGGCAAUGAUCGGAUUUGUGAGUCCAAACAUUGCAUGUACGUUCCACAAUGGCUCGGCUAUAACAGCUGUGCCAGUCACUGCACUUCGCAAAUAUAUACCUGGGGCAGUUAUAGCAUUCGUCAAUAGUUGCAGUGAAAUCCAACGUUCCCACUAGAUCUUGACGGACCGUCACAGUCCCAUCCUGUUUCACGACGC